UUGGUAUUUUCAAUUUGAUCAUGGCAAUCUUUUUGGACAAUGUGGUGAGCCAACAAACCUUGCGAAAGCAAAAGGAGCUGGCCGAGACUGCUCUCAAAUCGCAAGUUUCAAUACAGUCUCAGUGUGAUGUGAUUCCCCAAAGUACUACCAGGCGGGCCAUUGCUGACAUCAUUGGAUUCGAAGACCAGCCUGUUGACAUUCCGCAUGAUCUGCACACACUUGACAUGAAACAUCAGUGCAAGGCCAUGGACAAGAUCCUUUCAAGAUUGGAUUUGACUGUGACCAGGGACCGAUUCUCAAAGUGGUUGGAACACGAUUCGUUCACUGCCGUGCUAGAGAGAGCUGGCAUUGACACGUCAAUCCGUACCCAGUUGUUUGACAUUUUGGACGCUGAUUCUGGAGGGCUUCUGAAUGUUGAUGAGUUGAUCUCCGGUCUUAUGAGCGUGCGAGGGCACGUCACCAAAGGUGAUAUUAUUGCCAUGAGCUUGAAAGUACGAUAUAUCUCCCAGCUGGUUGAGACCUUGAGUAACACAAGUUUGCCAACAGAAUCCAGGCGAAGAAGGGCGAGCUCCUCUCAAUGAAAGACUUGAGCCUCGCUCAAUUGGUUUUGAGUGUGACAUUUGGGUCGGAACAGUUUUGUUCGCCGCAGUAAUUUGCGCGGAGAAGUUUGUCAGACAAAGUCGGUAAAAUCGGCUUUGACGUACAUGCAGAAAGGAGUAAUCUCCCCAAGGGAGACGCAAGGCCUUUGCAGUCCUUCAACAGAUGAA
Messenger RNA from Durusdinium trenchii, 767 nucleotides. The record is from the annotation of a GenBank genome assembly. Lineage: Eukaryota; Dinophyceae; Suessiales; Symbiodiniaceae.